AUGCUCGAACGGGCGGCCGGCUGCCUCGAGAGCGCGGGAAGGCGUUUCCUUCGAGAUCCCAACGGCACAAUUCGAUCCCGGAGGAGUCUGUCUCGUCAUUUUUGGAAGCAUAAUGCUGCCGGAGGGGAUAUUGCGAGCUGUUUUGUCGCGUUAGUGCUGCCGACAGGUCAACAAACCUUGACUUCAGCUUUUCUAUCUCCCGCCGAGAGCAAAGUUGCCAAAGAUGGAGGCUCGCCAUUCCUCGACUUUCUUUACCCACCAAGAACCCAGGAGUUCGCCGUAUCACGUCUUUCACGCCAAUCCAAGCGACUGGCAUUGCGCCGGAGGAAACGAACGGUGGUUGGCUUUUCGAGACCGUACACAUCGAACGCAUCAUCCCCUACCAAACAAAUCCUUGACGAGGACUCUCAUGCAAACGAACCGAGCCCACAGCCGGUGGGAAUGGAAGCAACCAGAACUUCCAAGGGCUAUCUUAUAAAUUUGUUGGAGCAGCAAAAGGCCGAAUUUGAUCGAGCCUGGGUGCUUUACAUUGCCACUGGAAGGCCAUCCGACUGCCGCUCUGCACUAUGUGCUUACCUCAGUAGGUCGAAGGAUACUGUCGACCGGGAUCGGGCCUGGGAGGCCUUUCAAGGAAUACCCCAAGAGAGCCUUUCGGAAGACGAUUUUUUGCAUGCCGCUGAAUCUCAACUCGGUUCUCGAGAUCCUUCAAAACUGAUAUCUCUGUGCGAACAAGCCUUGGAAAAGGGUUACGAAUCGAAAUGUUGUACAUUAUCAUUCACGCGCUUUUGGAAAGCUCGUAAUUGGAAGCGCGCUCUGGAAAUCUGGCAUUUGGUGUCACAAUCCACAGCACAGCCUGAACCGCCAUACCUGAGUUUAUUCAGUGAACUUGAACAUGGAAGACUGGCUUGGGAUGCUGUGGCAUUCGGAAAAUUCGUCAUGCGUGAACAGAGUCAUGAAGCCCGCUCCUUGGCCGAAUUCCUUCUUGACCACAUUUUCCGUUAUUCUUAUAUGCUCAGAUCUGCCUCCACCGGUGUACUUGUGGAGUUGUUUCGGAUCUAUCACGACUUGGGGCUUUUGAAGCGUGAGCACUAUCUCAGCACGCUAAAUACAUUUCAAACGAGUGAAGCAAGAUCCAUUUUCAUUCGGACAAUUGUGUUUUACCGCAUCAUGCGUCGGCAAAUGCCGGAGACGAGGCCCCCCCAGUCGUUCUUCACUGCUCAGUUGAGAGCCUUUGCCUCGUUUGGAAUUACUUCUGGAGUGCGAUUCUUCCUGGAGGAAAUGACGCAGUUCUACGGAAAGCCACACCUCCAAGUGUACAAAGAUGCCAUGCAAUCGUUUGCACAAGCUGGCGAUGCGGAGAGAGUCAAUUUCUUUUUCGAUAAGCUCGUCGAAGACCAUGGGCCACCACGGAGCCGGAAAUUGUUGACUCCGCUUCUCGACGUCCAUGCACGAACAGGAAACGUGGAAGAAACAAAUAAACAGUUCCAGAGGAUCUCCGAAGAGUUUCAUCUUCAGCCAAAUACGGUGUGUUGGAACAUUUUGCUCAAAGCUUAUGCCAAUGAAGAAAACCUAGCUGGCGCUCUGUCGAUAUUUUCGAAGAUGCAGCAAGCUGGAGUUUCCCCCAGCCCACACACAUUUGGCACAUUGAUGGCUCUUUUUGCUAGAAGGGGAGAUAUUGAGAACACUCGUCACUUGCUCAGCGAGGCGGAACGUCAUGAUGUUGAGAUCACAAUGCCCAUGCUGGACAUGGUGGUCCAGGCGUAUUGCGCCAACGGAUUGUUGCCUCAGGCUGAGCAAUUUGCUGUUGCGUGUAAGGGGUUCAAGGUCCAAGGUUCGCCGCUGGGCAUGUGGAACACCCUUUUGUUUCAAUAUGCAUUCAGAGUGGACUUUGUGGCUCUAAAUCGAAUCUGGCAGCAUAUCCAAUCCGCUGGGAUUCGCCCCGACGCUAUCUCCUAUGCAAGCCACAUGCUCAUUCUGGCAUUAGUUGGCAAAACGGACCGAGCGCGAAAGACCCUGAGGGACCUUCACAAGAAGCGAGUUAUCCAAGCUACGGAUCUUCACUACGCGAUCAUUCUGUAUGGAUAUGUGAAAAGCCGUAACCGCACCAUGGUCCAAGUCAUCUUUAACGAGAUUGAAGAGCGAUUUGGUCAGCCUGGUGCCCGAUCCAGCCUCUUGGAGCUCCGAGGUCAGAUUGAGCACGAUUUGGAGUUCCGGGAAGACACUACCAAGCCCGGUUCUGAGCUACGGUUGAAGAACGCCGAGCAAACCCUACUGAACUCACUUACGUCGAUCGAUCGCCUUACAAAAAGCAUCAAGCUUUCAUCGUCGAAAGGACAUCCCAGUGGCGCUUUCCAGGACUCAUAUUACACCUACCGCAUCAAGAAUUUUGGCUUGAAUGGUGCGAUUGACGAGGCCCGGCAGCUGUUUAGGGAGUACUUCGACACCAAGAAGGCUAUAGGCUCUCGCGAAACAGCAUCUGAAUCUGCCCCGAUCCGCCUCAUCUCCGCUAUGAUGCUGGCGCACUUGAGAGCAGAGCAAUAUCUGGAAGUGGAGGAGUGCUGGCAACUCGCACUCACCAACACUGUCAAGAUAGCAAGUCGAGUUGACCUCGAUGACCUAAUGCGUGCUGACUCGUCAGCUGCGGGUGAAAUUGAUGCAAUGCAGUCAUUGACGGAGGACGGUCAGCCACCAUCGUCUUUGGAUCUUCAAUCCAACGGCCAAGAAGAGAUGGCUGACCCACAUCAACAACCCGGGAUAAUUCCAUCACAGCGGUUCGCCCUCUCGCGCCCCUUGUCCAUUUAUAUGCGGGCUUUAGCCUAUCAGAACAAGACGGACCAGAUUAUUGAGGUUGUGGCUAAAUUUGAAGAUGCCGGUUUCCGGCUGAGCACUUUCAAUUGGUCCACCUACGUCCAGAUGCUGGCGGCCUCUGAUCGAUUCAGCGAUGUUGAAGAGGCUUUCCGAGCAUUCGAGCAUACUUUCAUCCCCAAUUUCCCCGACUGGAAGCGACUUCAGGCUGGACAAGGACUCAAGCCAGAGGGUGUUCCGUUCACUAUCCAGCAGCUUGAAGAUCCUCGACACUUUCCUCCUCCCUCGGGCACUCUCGGUAGAGCUUCCAAAUCAUAUUGGAGCAACAUUGAACCAGGUUUCAUGCAACCAACCUAUGUCUCCAUGGUAUACCUCGCUGCCGCGGUGGAUCGCAUCCGUGAUCUCAGCAUUAUAAAAGGCGGCAAAGAGCUUGUGCAGCUUCAUUCUAUCGCUCCCAAGACGAUCGCAGAAAUUGGCAGGAUGCCGUAUCUUCGCGAUAAAUUCCAGGGCGUGCUCCUUCGUCAUCGCUCUCACCAAGCCGACAAAGACGGACACAAGCGACUCCGUCGACAGACUGUGGCAGCAAGUGGUAUUCUGGGUAUUCGUCCUCGCAACCGACAUUUGGGGGCUCCUGGUCGUUCUGGACGCCCUCAACAAGAGGAGACACCACUACCCGCUGAUGUGACGUUGUCUGCUGACUUGGAGGCCGAGAGAACUCGCCAAGCUGUCUUUGGGCCGUCAGGCUCUGACAUACAGGAGGACAUCUUCUCGGUGGAGGACCGGGCUUAUCUUGAAGAUGCUAUCCGGGGCCGUCACACCCGACAUGUCUAUCUCAAGAAGCGGAGGGCAGUUUCUAAGAUGAGAAACAAGCAAGAAGGUGGUCAUGAUUUGCAUGCCACCGCUCAGAAACCAGAGGAGCUAGUAACGGAGCCUGAGCAAGGUGGACCUGAAGAAGAGUCGGCAACCGAGCAGGCUGUUGAGCGCGUGCAGAAUACAGAGGAGACCCCUGAGCCCUUAGACGAGAAGACACAAUGA
Messenger RNA from Penicillium cataractarum, 3840 nucleotides. RefSeq names its product putative translation regulator (Cya5). The transcript has a single exon. Bases 1 to 3840 code for a protein of 1279 amino acids. Lineage: Eukaryota; Fungi; Ascomycota; Eurotiomycetes; Eurotiales; Aspergillaceae. The record is from RefSeq and is a predicted model, not a curated record. Gene Ontology annotation, molecular function: protein binding.